This is a messenger RNA of Macrosiphum euphorbiae (potato aphid), 375 nucleotides long. Lineage: Eukaryota; Metazoa; Arthropoda; Insecta; Hemiptera; Aphididae. The record is from the annotation of a GenBank genome assembly.
AUGUUGGCUGGAUCAGCUAAUGGAACUUUUUUACCACCUUAUAAAGUUUACAAGGCUAAAACAAUAUCCAAUAGUUGGAGAAUGAACGGUCCAAAAGGUUCUAGGUAUGCAUCUAGUAAGUCAGGAUGGUUUGAUAGCUAUGCGCUUGAUGAUUGGAUAAGAAGUAUUGCCAUUCCUUAUUUGAGAAAAUUACCUGGUAGAAAAAUUUUUAUAGGAGACAAUUUAUCAAGCCAUAUAUCCACAGAUGCAAUUAAAUUGUGUCAAGAAUAUAAUAUUUCAUUUGUGUUUUUACCAGCUAAUUCUACACAUCUUACUCAACCUCUAGAUGUGGCAUUCUUUAAAACCUUUAAAAUGUCACUGGAGGAAGAUUCUUGA